AUGGCCUUUUUGCACUGCCGACGUCUUCCUGCAGAUUGGGGCCAUCACGGUGAUAGCGCUUGCGCUAUCACCGUGAUUGUGCCAAAACUGCGACUAAACUGGCAUGAUGGCUCCAGCGAAUGGCUUGCAGGGGCGACUUCAACGGCACAGUUGCUACUAGCAGACUGCCUGACACGGCCGGACACAAAUCUGCGGGUGAAUUUGGAAUUUGGAAUGAAUUCAUGCGCUGAGAUUCCUGGUGGAAUUCGCUGUAUCGAUGACAGAGACGGAUUGGAUCGCAUGGACGACUAUUUGUCGACUGCAUGGUUUGUGCUCGUGGUGGGAAUUCUGGAAUUCACCGAUCUGCCGAAGAAUUCGCUGCACACUUCAUUGCAACUGCACGACCGACUGGCCCACAAGGGAUGCAGUAUGGCAGAGUUCGCUGCAAGCAUAAACGAUGGUACAUGGAGCCAUCGCACAUGGAGGCUUUGCGACCUUAAGGCGCUGACGCUGAACGACUGCACGACUGCAUGA
Symbiodinium sp. CCMP2592 is the source of this 513-nucleotide messenger RNA. The record is from the annotation of a GenBank genome assembly. Lineage: Eukaryota; Dinophyceae; Suessiales; Symbiodiniaceae.